AUGGAAAGGAUGAAGUUGCAAACUCAACGGCGGGAUGUUUUACUUCGACUUGCCUCUUCUUCGGGGACCACCCUAUUCUUUCUUGUCUGUGGGACCCGUAUGCUUGUGCUUCUAGCGAUGCUCGUCUCAUACGCGGUGCUCCCGAAGUUGCUUGACACGGAGCUUCUUUUUGACACCUCUGGGUUGCUGCAAAACGAUACGAGUGGUCAGUGGGGGUUUCUGGACUUUCCUCGUAGUUGGGACGGCGUUCACUACUUUCAUAUAGCAAAAUAUGGGUAUUCUCAUGAAAACACUUGUGCGUUUUUUCCUCUUCUUCCAUCUCUUGUGCGUAUUAUUUCGUGGCUUAACAACUUUUUUUUGUCAACACCCCUUGCCGUUUUUCCUAUUUCCUUCCAGGUGGCUUUGCUGAACGUUGCGCUGGGUGGAGCCUCUGCUAUUUUUCUGCGACGUAUUACGGUGCUGACUCUUCUUCGUUCGACAGUGACCGGUAGAAUGGCGGCGGUUGGUGGAACAUGGCUGGAUGAGUUACCACCACCACCAACCCUGCGGCAUUAUAGUCAAAAGGAAAACGACUCGGGUAAAGAUGUCAAGAAGACGCUAAGACGGGAGGUGGGUGCGGUGCUUUUGAUGUGGAUGAUGAGUCCCACAGCCGUGUUUACCGUGGUUGUGUACACAGAAAGUGUAUUUUCAUUCUUGACGUUUGUGGGAUUGUAUUUGCUUCUUUUUUCACCAAAGGCAGGAAGCAGGAUUGUAACGAUUGCUGCUGAGGCUGGCGCCGUGUUGUGUUUUACUUUGGCAGGAUGGGCCCGCUCCAAUGCCUUUCUGUAUGCGGGAUUCUUGUUGUAUCCCAUUUUUUUGCAGAUCUUCUUAUUCAACACGUACAGGAGGCGUUACCGCCAGUACCAUGGGGACACCAAGGCGCUUUCGCGGUGGCCAAGCUUUCUGCGGUGUGCGGUAGUUUUGUUGGAAUUGAUGGUCAUUUGUGUACCCUAUCUUUCCAUGACGUACUUCUGUUUUGGUCGGUUUGUGCCGCAGUGGGAUCCCACGUCACGGAUGACAAUUGGUGGUCGCUUUUUCUCCUUUUACGGAUGGAUACAAAAACGCUACUGGAAUGUGGGGUUCCUUACUUCCUACCGGUUGAAAAAUAUUCCGAAUGUCUUUAUUUCCGCCCCCAUUGUAUUUUUCACAGUUCGGGGGUUUUGGCUUUUUUAUGUCAUUCCUGCAUUUGAAGGGGCGACCUCAACAGCAUCAAAAGGAAGUAACGGAUGCGGUGGUGUCAGUAGAAAAAAAAACAACGGUUUACAGAAAAACCGAUGGUUUUAUUUUUCCUUCUUUUGUCGUAUAAUAGAGGCCUUAGUUCAAUCGUCCAACAUGCUGUACCUUGUUAUCCUAAUUUGUAUUGGGGUUACUAUGGUGCAUGUGAACGUGGUGAAUCGUUUCAUUAUGUCUUCACCCGCGCUGUACUGGAUUUGGGCUCGACAGAUUGUGUGGGAUCCAUGGGGAGGUAGCACAAUUGUCAUGUUCCGCAUAUUUUUGAUGUGGAAUUUUAUUGGGGUUCUUUUUUUCCCCAAUGGAAUGCCAUGGACCUAA
This is a messenger RNA of Trypanosoma cruzi, 1590 nucleotides long. RefSeq lists its product as uncharacterized. Bases 1 to 1590 code for a protein of 529 amino acids. Gene Ontology annotation, biological process: GPI anchor biosynthetic process. Gene Ontology annotation, cellular component: endoplasmic reticulum membrane; mannosyltransferase complex. The record is from RefSeq and is a predicted model, not a curated record. Gene Ontology annotation, molecular function: GPI mannosyltransferase activity; alpha-1,6-mannosyltransferase activity. The transcript has a single exon. Lineage: Eukaryota; Euglenozoa; Kinetoplastea; Trypanosomatida; Trypanosomatidae.